GGAGGGCCAUUCAUGUCUUGUAUAAGGCGAGGCUUUGUGAAAAGCUACCUUCCUUGCCCCGUCUUCUCCACGACACGACGAUCUAUAGCCACGAGACAGCCACUUUUCAGCACCUACCAAAAUGACCAGGCAAAGUCGAAUCCGCUCGAGCUUUAGACAGCCGACGCUGGUCGUCGUGCUGCUCUGUCUCGCUGCAUUGCUCGCGAUGACAUCGAGCACCACAGCGAUACCUGUGCCAAGCUUCGGCUAUCUUCGAGAGCAAGCGAUGGACAAGGUCGAUGCGCUCUUCAACAGACAACCAGCCAGCCUCUGCGAGCACCACAAGCACAAGGUCAAAAACGGCUUCUCCGAAUCUCGACAUUGUGAGACAUCCACAAAGACUGCUCAUGGGAAAUCUUGGUCCACUACAACCAGCACCCGCUUCGAGUCGUCUACUACCAGCGGCAGCGGCAACGGCAGCGGCGUCAAAGGCAAGAGCCACUUGGCCAGCUACUCCGGUCCUCUCAAGUUCAGCCAUUCACCGGACGGACUGCACCACUCCUCUUGGCUGAACUUCGACAUUUGAGCAUUUUGUGAGAGGCAGGACGCAAGACAGAACCCGAAGCAGAGGGGAUCGGCGAAAAAUUGUCGGUCGUAGAAGAUAUUCGCUUGAAGGAGGCGAGGGAGCUUUGCCUCGACUCAUUGGCGUCAUCCGCCCGGUUGGCUGCUGCUCCGACGUUGAAAUGUACUCGAAGCACCCGCGACAGGGAAUUACUUUCUGACAAAUGACCACCGUCAAUACCCUGAUCUCA
Ceraceosorus guamensis is the source of this 791-nucleotide messenger RNA. RefSeq lists its product as hypothetical. NCBI's taxonomy places the organism in Eukaryota, Fungi, Basidiomycota, Exobasidiomycetes, Ceraceosorales, Ceraceosoraceae. Bases 122 to 565 code for a protein of 147 amino acids. The record is from RefSeq and is a predicted model, not a curated record. The transcript is spliced from 2 exons.